UUUUUUUUGAGCGGGGGGAGGGGAACCGUUCGGCGUUGCUCGUGUCUCGUUGCUGCCUCAUGGCUUUCAACUUCGGGGCGGCUGCUGGCGCCGCGGCCGCCCCAAACCCCGCGGGAUUUGGUGGGCUUGAAGCAGCAAAUUCCACUGCCACUGGGUUUAAUUUUGGGGGUUUUGGAUUAACUGCUAAUCCUGCAGUGAAUUUUAAUAUUGGGAAUUUUGGUGUCUCUACUACUUCGGCGCCACCGUUUAAUUUUGGUAACAGUCUGGCCAGCGCAGGAGCUUUUGGGGGUUUUGGGACCAGCACCACCACCGGGUCCACCUUCAAUUUCUCAACUCCUACAAAUACAGGGUUGUUUGGAGCUACCCAGAACAAAAGUUUUGGUUUCGGUACCACCUUUGGAACGGCACCGACGACAGGAACUGGGCUUGGCACCGGCUUGGGAACCGGUUUGGGAUUUGGUGGUUUCAACACUCAGCAGCAGCAACCAACACUUGGAGGUCUCUUCAGCCAGCCUGCUCAAGUCCCUGCACAGUCCAACCAGCUGAUCAACACAGCAAGCGCGCUUUCCGCCCCCACCCUCUUGGGAGAUGAGCGAGAUGCCAUUUUGGCCAAGUGGAAUCAGCUGCAGGCAUUUUGGGGCACAGGCAAAGGGUAUUUCAACAACAACAUUGCCCCGGUGGAAUUUACGCAGGAGAACCCAUUCUGCAGAUUUAAGGCCGUGGGCUACAGCUGCAUGCCCAACAACAAGGACGAAGAUGGCUUGGUGGCAUUAGUCUUCAAUAAAAAAGAAACAGAGAUUCGUGGUCAGCAGCAGCAACUGGUGGAAUCGUUGCACAAAAUCUUGGGUUCAAACCAGACGCUUACAGUCAACGUAGAAGGUGUAAAGACUAUGCCAGAUGACCAAACAGAAAUAGUGAUCUAUGUGGUUGAACGGUCGCCCAAUGGGACUUCCAGGCGGGUUCCAGCCACCACCCUGUACGCGCACUUCGAACAAGCCAACAUCAAAAACCAGUUGCAACAGAUUGGCGUGACCUUCAGCAUGGCCAGGACGGAGCUCUCUCCAGCACAGGUUAAGCAGCUGCUUCAGCAUCCUCCUGCAGGUGUUGAUCCAAUCAUUUGGGAACAAGCCAAGGUGGACAACCCCGAUCCUGAAAAGCUGAUUCCAGUCCCAAUGGUUGGCUUCAAGGAACUCUUAAGGAGGUUGAAAGUUCAAGACCAAAUGACAAAGCAGCAUCAAAGCCGGCUGGACAUAAUAUCAGAAGAUAUAAGCGAGCUUCAAAAAAACCAGACCACAACCAUGGCCAAAAUCGCUCAGUACAAGAGAAAGCUAAUGGAUCUUUCCCAUCGAACUUUGCAGGUGUUAAUCAAGCAGGAGAUCCAGAGGAAAAGCGGGUAUGCCAUCCAAGCGGACGAGGAGCAACUCCGGGUGCAGCUGGAUACGAUUCAGUGCGAACUCAAUGCCCCUACCCAGUUCAAGGGUCGGUUGAAUGAGCUGAUGUCACAGAUCAGAAUGCAGAACCACUUUGGAGCUGUCAGAUCCGAAGAGAGAUACUAUAUCGACGCAGACCUCUUACGGGAAAUCAGACAGCAUUUGAAGCAGCAGCAAGAAGGACUGAGUCACCUGAUCAGUAUUAUAAAAGAUGACCUGGAAGACACAAAGCUGAUAGAACAUGGCUUGAAUGAGAGCAUUCCAGUUAGAGGGGGCGUCUUCAGUUGAUCAAUUGGUCCUUUCCAUUGACUCUACGGGCAUAGAAAACACCUUGUUCCCCUUCACUGAAAUUCACCAGGUGGUUCUUUGGACCAUAAAUCUUAAUGAAGAUUCUGAGAGAGUGCCAGGGACUUUACCCUGAAGGUCAAAAAGGGAUAAAGGUUCUAGGAAAAAAAACACACCCUGCACUUGAUUUUUAAGGUGGAAGGAAAUUUUAGACACCGUUCUGUGAUUUAAACCUGCGUUUCUGUUACGUUCAGCUAUGUCUCAUUUUUGUUUUGUUUUUUUAAUUUUCUGAACAACACUUCCAGUGUUAAAUUAUCGGUGGGGAAAAUAACACACCUUCUCUGUAUGAGAAAGAACACAAAACAACUGGUUUAAAGGAGAAACGCACCUGUCAAUGUUUGGGAAAGAAACGCACAGGUCACAGGUUUCCCCCCCCCCCUUUGUGCUUAACAAACACAAAACUAUAAUUUUAUAUCGUUGCAUCAGAAUUUACAAUGAAAGGUAACAAAAUCUGCUUUCUUUCUGCUAUUCAGCCAUAUGCUCUUUGUAGCGGAUCGCUUGUUUUCAAGAUUACUACAGAUGGAAACUGGAUCUAGGAGUCUUAAUCUUGCCCGAUCACUAAUUAAUCCGUUGGCCUAAAUAUCCUGUGAGACUCAAAUCCCUAUCCACCACCUCCUGUUCUCAAGUAGUACAACAGAAAGCUGCAUUUGAAGCUGUGCCUGUUGCUUUAACCCAGGACUCUCCAAACCUAGCAACUUUUAAGACUUAAUGGACUUCAACUCUCAGAAUUCCUUAGGCUGCCAUGCCUUUCUGGGAGUUGAAGUCCACAAGUCUUAUUUGGAGACCCCUGCUUUAACAUCCCUCUCCUAAUGUAAGGCACAGAGGAGGAAUUGUUCCCUCUGUGUUGUAUUUCCUAAAGUGAAGCUGAAAAUGAAAGCCUUACAGUAACUCUGUAAGAAAAGCUUUUUAAAAGGGGUAUUGCUUUAUUAUAUUAGAAAGCUACCUGCUGGUUUUUGUUUUGUUUUUUUUUAAGCCAGGAACGGGGGCUGAGGGAAUAGCCACAAUAACGUGCUGGCCUUCUUUCAGAGUUCUUGGUAGAAUGAAACAGCAGCUCUGUUUUAAGUGUUUUUCCAUUUGUUGUUAUGUUAUUAAUUGCACCAGGGAUAAUAAAGGUAGACUGUCAAACUGGA
Messenger RNA from Pantherophis guttatus, 2905 nucleotides. RefSeq names its product nucleoporin 54 (gene NUP54). Lineage: Eukaryota; Metazoa; Chordata; Lepidosauria; Squamata; Colubridae. Gene Ontology annotation, biological process: NLS-bearing protein import into nucleus; protein localization to nuclear inner membrane; nuclear pore organization. Gene Ontology annotation, molecular function: structural constituent of nuclear pore. Gene Ontology annotation, cellular component: nuclear pore; nuclear pore central transport channel. The record is from RefSeq and is a predicted model, not a curated record.